AAGCAGCGAGGCAUCAAUAAGCAACUACUGCGCACUGCUUGAAUAAAAACGUUCCAAUAAAAAGGGGCCCCAACAGCAUGCAGCAACACACCUGAAAAAGAAGAACAAAACAAAAAAUCUCUUAUAUCUUUUUCACCACCAGGAUACCCGCACCGUUUGUCUUUGAGACUUAUUGUUAAUCAUUCAACAUGGGCGGAAAUGACCGACACGGCAAGAAGAAGAAGAUCGCCAUCAUUAGCGUGUCGGCGUUGAUUCUGGUGGCCAUGGUGGUUGCUGUGGCUGUUGGGGUCACCAAAAGCCAUAAAGGCGGAAAUGACGAGAAGAAACCAGCCACAACCUCUAAGGCAAUCGAAACCGUCUGCCAACCAACAGAUUACAAGGAAACCUGCCAGAAUGCCCUAUCUGAAAAAGCCGGCAACGUCACCGACCCAAAAGAGCUUGUAAAGAUAGGUUUCCAGAUCGCCAUAGAGAAACUCCAAGAGGUGAUCAAUAACUCUGACACCUUAAAAGAGAUUGCCAAGGAUAAUCUGGGAAACCAGGCACUUCAAAACUGCAGGGAGCUCAUUGAGUACUCCAUUGACGAUCUAAAGAGGUCAGCUGACAAGAUCGGCCCGUUCGAAGUGACCAAGCUCAAAGAGUACGUUGAAGACCUUAAGGUGUGGCUUAGUGCCUCCCUACAAUACGAACAGACUUGCUUGGAUGGGUUCGACAAUACCCCUGGUGAAGCCGGGGCUAAAAUGAAGAACUUUUUAAAGACAUCACAAGAACUCACCAAGAAUGCACUCGCUAUGGCCACUGAAAUCGGCAACCUCUUCAGAACCAGCAGCCUUAAAAGCCAACGUCGUCUCUUGGCAGAUACUCCUAUGGACCCAAAGAAGGCGCCUAAGAUCAUACCUUCAUGGAUUGAAGGACGCAAGCUCGACAUCGCCACUGCCAAUCCCAUCUCCCUUAAGCCUGACGUUAUAGUCGCCAAGGACGGAAGCGGAAAAUACAAGACUGUCAAUGAGGCGCUCAAGGAUAUCCCUAAGGAUAACGUUCUAAAGACGUUUGUGAUCUACAUCAAGGAGGGUGUGUACAGUGAGCAGGUGGUUCUGGACAAGCACAUGACCAAUGUCAUGUUCAUCGGUGAUGGCCCUACCAAGACCAAGAUCACCGGUAACAAGAACUAUGCCGAUGGUGUCCAAACGUUCAAAACCGCAACUGUCGCUGUGAUCGGAGAUUACUUCAUUGCUAAGGACAUAGGAUUUGAGAACACUGCUGGAGCCAGAGGACACCAAGCCGUGGCACUGCGUGUUCAAUCCGACCUGUCCAUCUUCUACAACUGCCAGAUAGACGGUUACCAAGAUACUCUCUACACCCAGACCCACAGGCAAUUCUACCGCGACUGCAUUAUCUCUGGAACAAUCGACUUCAUCUUUGGUGACGCAGCAGCUGUGUUUCAGAACUGUAAGAUGAUCGUCAGGAAACCUGGCCCAAAUCAGAGUUGCAUGGUCACUGCCCAAGGAAGGCUUGAUAAGCGCGAGCCUACCGGUAUUGUCCUCCAAAAUUGCACCAUCAGCGGUGAAAAAGGCUUUGACGCGGCCACCACAAUGGCCUACUUGGGUAGGCCAUGGAAAAUGUACUCCAGAACCAUCGUGAUGCAGUCCCAGAUCGAUAACGUCAUUAACCCCUUAGGUUGGAUGGAGUGGACUGGUACCACCAACCAUGAAACAAGCUGGUUCGGAGAGUUCUCUAACAGGGGACUUGGUGCGGCUACCAACCAGAGGGUGAAGUGGUACAAGUUGGCCACCCCUGAAGAAGCCGGUGCAUUCGCACCUGGCAGUAUUCUUUUGGGUGAUAAGUGGAUCAUGCCCAGUGGUGUGCCAUAUGUGGCCGGAAUGAUGCGGGUAUAA
Molecule: messenger RNA, 1892 nt
Organism: Fragaria vesca subsp. vesca
Lineage: Eukaryota; Viridiplantae; Streptophyta; Magnoliopsida; Rosales; Rosaceae
Product: probable pectinesterase/pectinesterase inhibitor 21-like
Exons: 2
Coding region: 189-1892 (567 amino acids)
Biological process (GO): cell wall modification
Molecular function (GO): pectinesterase activity; pectinesterase inhibitor activity
Source: RefSeq, a predicted model, not a curated record